Messenger RNA from Lutzomyia longipalpis, 427 nucleotides. RefSeq names its product 40S ribosomal protein S27 (gene RpS27). The coding region runs from base 66 to 320 and encodes 84 amino acids. The transcript has 3 exons. The record is from RefSeq and is a predicted model, not a curated record. Lineage: Eukaryota; Metazoa; Arthropoda; Insecta; Diptera; Psychodidae. Gene Ontology annotation, biological process: ribosomal small subunit assembly; translation. Gene Ontology annotation, cellular component: ribosome; cytosolic small ribosomal subunit. Gene Ontology annotation, molecular function: RNA binding; structural constituent of ribosome.
AUUUGCAAAAAUCGAAAAUCAACUUCCUUUCUGUCCAAAGUUGGUGAAAUACGCAAGCAGAAAUCAUGCCGCUCGCCAAGGAUUUGUUGCAUCCGCUCCCAGCGGAAGAGAAGCGCAAACACAAGCUAAAGCGACUUGUUCAGCAUCCCAAUUCAUACUUUAUGGACGUCAAAUGCCCCGGAUGCAUUAAGAUUUCCACAGUUUUCAGUCACGCGCAGGGUGUCGUUGUCUGUGUUGGAUGCUCCACGAUCUUGUGUCAACCCACAGGAGGACGAGCAAAACUCACAGAGGGAUGCUCCUUCAGGAGAAAGCCCCACUAAGCUAGCCCGUGUUAAACUUUCCGGAUGAUGACACUAUUCUUCAGAAUUCAUGUAAAGAAGAAAACACUGAAGACCACAUAAAAUAAAACAAGGUUUAUUCAUCGGAA